This is a messenger RNA of Phycomyces blakesleeanus NRRL 1555(-), 402 nucleotides long. RefSeq lists its product as hypothetical. The transcript has a single exon. NCBI's taxonomy places the organism in Eukaryota, Fungi, Mucoromycota, Mucoromycetes, Mucorales, Phycomycetaceae. Bases 1 to 402 code for a protein of 133 amino acids. The record is from RefSeq and is a predicted model, not a curated record.
AUGAAUUUUUCGAUUUUUAAGGGCAAUAUGAGUUACUCUCCCAACACAAAUGCAUUUGCUUAUGGUUUUAUGUCACCAACACAGCAGAUUAAAAUGAGAAAUGCCGUUUCCUUUUGUUAUGAUACUACACAUGCUAUCUCUGGCAAAAUUGAUGAGAUUUUGUAUACUCUUCUUGUUUGUGACAAAGAAAUUGGUAGAGGAUGGCCUGUUGCUUUCAUGGUAACAAAUGACUGGGGUGUUGGCCCUAUUGUACAGUGGCUACAGUUUUUGAAGUCUUCCCUUUUGCUUAUCAAUCCUCAGCAAAUUACUAUUGAUUGCUGCUCAGCAGAAGUACAUGCAAUCCAGCCCACUUUCCCUUCCACACAGAUUCAAUUCUGCAUCUUUCACGUCACUCAAGCAUAG